Messenger RNA from Erpetoichthys calabaricus (reedfish), 1666 nucleotides. RefSeq names its product cytochrome P450 2B4-like. NCBI's taxonomy places the organism in Eukaryota, Metazoa, Chordata, Cladistia, Polypteriformes, Polypteridae. Bases 34 to 1515 code for a protein of 493 amino acids. The transcript has 9 exons. Gene Ontology annotation, biological process: xenobiotic metabolic process. Gene Ontology annotation, molecular function: oxidoreductase activity, acting on paired donors, with incorporation or reduction of molecular oxygen, reduced flavin or flavoprotein as one donor, and incorporation of one atom of oxygen; heme binding; iron ion binding. Gene Ontology annotation, cellular component: cytoplasm; intracellular membrane-bounded organelle. The record is from RefSeq and is a predicted model, not a curated record.
AUCAGGACAGUGAAUUCAUUUUAACACAUAAGUAUGGAGCUAGUCGGAACGCUGCUUCUGGCCGCGAUCGUCCUGGGUCUUCUGAUUGUUUUAUUUAGAAAGGACUCAGUUCACAAUGCCAAAAUGCCACCCGGCCCUACCCCGCUGCCGGUGAUCGGUAACCUGCUGACUAUGAACGGCAGGGCUCCUCAAGAGAGCUUUUUAAAGAUGAGCGAGACCUAUGGACCCGUGAUGACAGUGUACUUAGGUCCACAGCCCGUGGUGGUUCUGGUCGGUUUUGAGGCGGUCCACGAAGCGCUUGUGAAGCACGCUGACGCUUUCGCAGGCAGAGCAACAAUGCCUCUCUUCCUUCGGGUCAACAAAGGCUACGGCAUGGCUUUCACUAAUGGAGAGCGCUGGAGGCAACUUCGCCGUUUCUCUCUGUCCACAUUGCGGGAUUAUGGGAUGGGGAAGAGAAGCAUUGAAGAUUGGAUCCUGGAAGAAGCCAAUCAUCUAGUGGAGGAGUUUCAUACAAAAACAGGACACUCCUUUGAUCCUACUUUAACCCUGAGUCGUGCUGUUUCCAAUGUUAUCUGCUGUAUCAUAUUUGGGCAGAGAUUUGAAUAUGAGGAUAAGGACUUUAUCCAUCUGCUUUCCAUCCUCAGUACAAAUGUUCGUCUGAUCAGCAGACCUUUUGCUCAGUUGUACAACAUUUUUCCAAAACUUAUGAAUAUCAUGCCUGGAGUCUACAACAGAAUUUUGGAGAAUGCAGAACAAUUAAUUAAAUUUAUCAAGACUCAAGUUGAAAAGCACAAAGAGACACUAGUAGUUGACAGCCCAAGGGAUUAUAUUGACAACUUCCUCAUCAGAAUGAAACAGGAAAAUGGAAAUCCUGCCUCAGAGUUCAACUUGGAUAACUUGGUAAUCAGCAUUUCAAAUCUCUUUGGGGCAGGGACUGAAACGACCAGUACCACUCUGCGAUUUGGACUCCUGGUCCUCAUUAAGUAUCCCCAGUUUCAAGAAAAGAUACACCAAGAAAUUGACUCUGUAAUUGGCAGGGAUCGUCCUCCUUCCAUGGAGGAUCGCAAGAAUAUGCCCUUCACGGAUGCCAUGAUCCAUGAAACCCAAAGGUUCGUCGAUCUUGUCCCAAUGAAUGUUCCUCAUGCUACUACACGGGAGACUGACUUCAGAGGAUAUACCAUUCCAGCGAAUACUGUGGUACUCCCUUUGCUCAACUCUGUGCUCUUUGAUAAGACACAGUGGCAGAGUCCUCUGUCCUUUAAUCCUGGACACUUCUUAGAUGAAAACGGUCAGCUUAAAGUAAAUCCAGCCUUCAUGCCAUUUUCAACAGGGAAGCGAGUCUGUACUGGUGAGAGUCUUGCCCGGAUGGAGCUCUUCCUGUUUUUUGUUGCCCUACUACAGAAAUUUUCCUUCAGUUCCACAGAGGAUCCUGAAAACAUUAGCCUUGGAGCUGACACCAGCUCCUUUUUAAAAGUUCCUUUACUUUACAAACUCAAAGUAAGCUCACGGUCAUGAGAAGAACCAAGUAACUGAACACAGAAACUCUCAAGCUAUAGAUUUACUUAACAAUGAGGUUGGAUGUAAUUCUAUUUAAAAUAGAAUUAUUAAAAAAAAAUGUAUUUGACUGAGAUUAUAGCAAAAUGGAAAUAAAUUAUGUUUGAUUAAA